AUGGCGUGCGCAUCGUUUUCCCAUCAUCGCUACCUUAUCACCGAGUCGCCACCUUGCAACCGCCUCCCGAACGAGUUUAUCAUCCUGCUCAAUCUCUCGCCUUCCUGCUGCUUCGCGCCCUGGCCAUGCGACAUCCUCUGCUACCUCACCUCCUCAUCGGCGCAUUGCCGCCACAUCCGCCACCUAGCACAAUAUGAUUCCCUAUCCGCCAAACUCACCUCCGUGUUGCUUCUCGCCGUGGCUGUGCGACCUCCAGUGCCGCCUCACCUCGUCAUCGGCGUCGCACAUCCCCUUUCCCCUAGGUCGCACAUCCCCUUUCCCCUAGAUCGCACAUCCCUUUUCCCCCAAGUCACACCUCCCCUUUCCCCCAGGUCGCUCCUCCCGUUUCCCCCAGGUCGCUCCUCCCCUACCCCCCAGAUCGCUCCUCCCCUUUCCCCCAUGUCGCACCUCCCCUUUCCCCCAGGCCGCACCUCCGCUUUCCCCCAUGUCGCCCUUUUCCUUCCCCCCAGGUCGCGCCUCCCCUUCCCCCCAGGUCGCUCCUCCCCUACCCCCCAGAUCGCUCCUCCCCUUUCCCCCAUGUCGCACCUCCCCUUUCCCCCAGGCCGCACCUCCGCUUUCCCCCAUGUCGCCCUUUUCCUUCCCCCCAGGUCGCGCCUCCCCUUCCCCCCAGGUCGCUCCUCCCCUACCCCCCAGAUCGCUCCUCCCCUUUCCCCCAUGUCGCACAUCCCCUUUCCCCCAGGUCGCUCCUCCCCUACCCCCCAGAUCGCUCCUCCCCUUUCCCCCAUGUCGCACCUCCCCUUUCCCCCAUGUCGCACUUCCCCUCCCCCCUAG
This is a messenger RNA of Closterium sp. Naga37s-1, 831 nucleotides long. The record is from the annotation of a GenBank genome assembly. Lineage: Eukaryota; Viridiplantae; Streptophyta; Zygnematophyceae; Desmidiales; Closteriaceae.